AUGUGCUGGAUCUCGACAAACGGGUGGCUCGCGGUUCGCCGAACGGAUGGAGGAGUACUCGACGAAGAAGCUGGUAGAGCAGAAGAGGCGCCUCGAGGAUUCCUUCGCCUGAUGCCAAAAUCGCGGACCAAGGCUCCUCUCCCACGCAAAGUGCGCUUUCUCGGCGUGCCGGUUGACGAUGAUAGGACUGGCAAGGCAGGCGGAGAAGAGGCGGUGGGCGGGAUCUCGAGGGGCGGAGAGAGUGCUCAGGGCGGCGACAGCAUCUGGGAGUACGUUCCGGCCGAGGAGAAGGGGCGUACGAUGAUGCCGCUGAAAUCGGCCAUGAAGAAGACCAAGGUUCGUUCGCUCUUUCUUUCCGAGUCCGCUCCUUCCUUUUUCGGAUCACACCGGUGGUGGUGGUGA
Messenger RNA from Saxophila tyrrhenica, 402 nucleotides. RefSeq lists its product as uncharacterized. NCBI's taxonomy places the organism in Eukaryota, Fungi, Ascomycota, Dothideomycetes, Mycosphaerellales, Extremaceae. Bases 1 to 402 code for a protein of 133 amino acids. The record is from RefSeq and is a predicted model, not a curated record. The transcript has 2 exons.